Molecule: messenger RNA, 1794 nt
Organism: Cordyceps militaris CM01
Lineage: Eukaryota; Fungi; Ascomycota; Sordariomycetes; Hypocreales; Cordycipitaceae
Exons: 4
Coding region: 1-1794 (597 amino acids)
Source: RefSeq, a predicted model, not a curated record
AUGGCAGGCAUAACUAUGGAACUGCCAAUGCGCCCGGCCCCCAACGCCGCCAGCGCCGCCGGCGUCGACGCCGCCGCCGAAGCCGCCAGAAAAAUGCUCCAGGAUAUCAAAUGCCGAAUGCAAGAGUUCUUCAAUGUACUCAUCCGCAUGCCGCACAUUGAGCCUGAUGCUCUCAGACUCCCUCCCGAAACAGGCUGGGAAAAUGUCGGGGACACUAGGCUCCGUGCGCGAGGCAAGACCGAGGGCGCCAUCAACUUUCUCAAGCAGCUACCCUGUCUCGUCCAUGGCGCGGGCAUGGAGCAGCCCUCUCUCACGCCGCGCAUACAAUCGGUCUACUUUAGCGAGGGUAUAGCGUGCCGCAUGCCGGAGCGACACGUCGCGGACGCGCCGGGCAACGUUGUAUGGAUAGGCGAGGCCAAGAGCGCAGACGGAUGCUUCCUCCUCUUGGACACCAGCACUGGCAGUUUGACAGAAGUCUCCCUUUCGAAAAACACCAGACUGAGGAAGCCUGGCAAGUACAAGGCUUUGCCGGUUACUUUGAAGUGGAUGGCCCGCAAAACGAUGCCAGCGACGGACUGGCUGGAGCAGGAGACGAGGAAGUUGCUGGAGCUGGCAUAUAUCCCUGUCCCUGCGUUUUUCCCACAUGGCGUUAGGUUCUUCCACCGCUGCUCGGACCCCCGGAUGCUGCCUGCUUUUAUCGCCGCCGACAACUAUGAGGUAAACGGAGGUCGGAAUUGGCGUGGUGAAUUUAAGAAGAAUGUUAAACCGGACGAAGAUGACAAAGUGAUUGAAGACGUCAAAAUGGAUGAAAACGUCAAAAUGGAUGAAGACGUCAAAAUGGAUGAAGACGCCAAAAUGGAUGAAGACGUCAAAAUGGAUGAAGACGCCAAAGUGGAUGAACACGCCAAAGUGGAUGAACACGCCAAAGUGGAUGAACACGCCAAAGUGGAUGAAGACGUCAAAAUGGAUGAGGAUAUCGGACUGACUGAAGAUAUCGUACCAAAUAAGGAUAUCAGAUCGGAGGUGGAUAGUAAGCCGAAUGAGGAUGCUGCCAUGAGCGAUGGGAAUGGGGGUGAAAAUGGAGAUGCUACGAGCGAAUGGUGGGCACUCACAGAGGAUGAGGAUGAGGAUGAGGAUCAGGAUGAGGAUGAGGAUGAGGAUCAGGAUCAGGAUGAGGAUGAGGAUGAGGAUGAGGAUCAGGAUCAGGAUCAGGAUCAGAAUCAGAAUCAGGAUCAGGAUCAGGAUCAGAAUCAGGAUCAGGAUCAGAAUCAGAAUCAGGAUCAGGAUCAGGAUCAGGAUCAGGAUUCGGAUACGGAUUCGGAUACGGAUUCCAAUUACUCACGCGUAACAGCCAAUGAAUACUUGGACCUCGCGAUCGAAAAUCUGGAGCCGUUUGCGGAAGAGCCGAAGUCUUGGGAUACAAAGAUCAGCUACUUGACAUGGGCGCUUUUUGACGACUCCAUCCCGCCAGACGGCGUCUCUUCAAUUACCAAGCUGCGGGCCUUGUCUAAGGUGCUGGAGCAGCAGGACCGUGCCGACAAAGGCCCGGAGCAGCAGGACCGUGCCGACAAAGGCCCGGAGCAGCAGGACCGUGCCGACAAAGGCCGGGAGCAGCAGGACCGUGCCGACAAAGGCCGGGAGCAGCAGGACCGUGCCGACAAAGGCCGGGAGCAGCAGGACAGUGCCGACAAAGGCCGGGAGCAGCAGGACCGUGCCGACAAAGGCCAGGCCGGGAAGAGGAAAAGGGGAGAAUAUGAAGAGUGGGAGGAUGGGAAGCGAAGAAAAAGGGGUUGA